Molecule: messenger RNA, 1053 nt
Organism: Ectocarpus sp. CCAP 1310/34
Lineage: Eukaryota; Phaeophyceae; Ectocarpales; Ectocarpaceae
Source: the annotation of a GenBank genome assembly
AUGUUCGAGGCCUACACCGACAUGUGGAUGGCAUACAACAUGGCCUUCAUCUACACGAUGGCGAGUCUUGUUACAGACGAUGUGGCAACACGUGUUGCACGCCGAGACGUGACAAACUUCUUCAGCCCCCAAGACUGCAUCAACUUUCUUCGCUUCACACAGCCGCAGAUCAUGCUUAUGCUGGAUCUUCUCUUGAUCCCUGCGUUCAUCCGAACCGACUGUGGGUUUGCCGUGAGUGGGCGAGAGGCUCUUUGCGUGCUACUGUAUCGCCUGGCGUUUCCAUGCCGUCUGAAAGACAUGCGCUUGGUUUUCGGGUUGAGCGAGUCGUGCAUCAGCGAAACGUUCAAUUGGAUGCUGCACUUCCUCGACUUCAAAUGGGGCUGGCUGCUCUCCCUCGACGUGGAGCGACUGAAGCCGAGGUUGGUGGAGUUCGCCGAAGCCAUCUACAACGCGGAUUGCCCUCUCACACACUGCUGGGGCUUCAUCGACGGAACCGUCCGCGGCAUUGCGAGGCCCGUGCGCUUCCAACGAUGGUACUACAACGGCCACAAGAGGAAGCAUGCCAUCAAGUUUCAAGGCGUGAUUACCCCUGAUGGACUCUUCGUCGACAUGUGGGGCCCUGUGCUUGGCACACGUCAUGACAGCUACUUGCUUGCGCAGUCUGGACUGAUGCAGAAGCUGGCAACACACUUUAACAGCCCUUCUGGCCACCCGUACUGCCUGUAUGGAGACCCGGCAUACGGUUUAAGCGACCAUCUCGCCUGCCCUUUUAGUGCCUCAUCCCACGGUCCACUUACGCCCGAUAUGGCCGACUUCAACCAGCGUAUGAGCCACUGCAGGGUGGCCGUGGAGUGGGGCUUCAAGGAGAUGACGAGCAAGUGGACGUUUGUAGACAUGAAGCCGCAGCAGAAGUACCUGUUGAGCCCGGUAGGCAAGCAGUACCGAGUGGCUACCCUGCUCUCCAACAUACACUCUUGCCUCAACGGAGGCAACCAGAUUUCGCAGUUCUUUGACGUGCAGCCGCCCACCCUCCAGGAAUACCUCAAGGUGUAG